CUUUUUGCUCAACUUCGACGUAUCAUCAUGGCCGGACCCGACGAUGCGAUCACAGCCCUACCGACCUCGCAGUCCAAGCCCGAGUCCGAGGAGGAAGAGGAUAAAGAUGGGGGAGAGAGGAGGAACGGGUACAGCACGGCGUGACCACUACAUGACCCCACGAACGGAUCAUCUUCAGAGUCCGAGUCUCACUUACCCCGACUGA
Molecule: messenger RNA, 205 nt
Organism: Protopolystoma xenopodis
Lineage: Eukaryota; Metazoa; Platyhelminthes; Monogenea; Polystomatidea; Polystomatidae
Source: the annotation of a GenBank genome assembly